This is a messenger RNA of Apodemus sylvaticus (European woodmouse), 2166 nucleotides long. It is a transcript of the gene Ankrd34a, whose product is annotated as ankyrin repeat domain 34A. The coding region runs from base 153 to 1643 and encodes 496 amino acids. The record is from RefSeq and is a predicted model, not a curated record. Lineage: Eukaryota; Metazoa; Chordata; Mammalia; Rodentia; Muridae. The transcript has a single exon. Gene Ontology annotation, molecular function: protein binding.
CUGAGCCUGUCAAUGAGCUCUCUCUCUUUUUCACAGGGAUAGGCUUCACUACCAAGACCUCAGGCCUCUCCCAACCACCACCCCCAUACUCCUAGAUAUCUUCGGCAGGUCCCAGUCCCGGCUCCAUCGGUGCUUUUGCCCGAGCCGCAGCUAUGCUGCACACCGAGGGCCACGCUCUUCUUCGGGCUGUGGGACAGGGUAAGCUACGCUUGGCCCGUUUGCUUCUGGAGGGAGGAGCCUACGUGAAUGAGGGUGAUGCCCAAGGGGAGACUGCGCUAAUGGCGGCCUGUAGGGCCCGUUACGACGACCCUCAGAACAAGGCGCGCAUGGUCCGCUAUCUCUUGGAGCAAGGCGCGGAUCCCAACAUCGCAGACCGUUUAGGACGCACCGCUCUCAUGCAUGCUUGCGCCGGGGGUGGGGGAGCCGCAGUGGCCUCUCUGCUCCUUGCCCACGGCGCAGACCCCUCAGUCCGAGAUCACGCUGGCGCCUCGGCGCUUGUCCACGCCCUGGACCGCGGGGACCGCGAGACCCUUGCCACACUGCUGGACGCCUGCAAGGCCAAGGGCACGGAGGUCAUCAUUAUAACCACGGAUACCUCGCCCUCGGGCACCAAGAAGACCAGGCAGUAUCUUAAUUCCCCGCCGUCCCCGGGGGUAGAGGACCCUGCACCCGCUCCUCCUAGUCCAGGGGUCUGCACGUCGCCUUCAGAAGUCCAACUGCAGACUGCAGGAGGAGGAGGACGCGGGCUGUUAUCCCCUCGCGCCCAGGAAGAAGAGGAGAAAAGAGACAUUUUUGAAUUUCCUCUUCCUAAGCCCCCUGAUGACCCUUCCCCUUCGGAGCCUCUCCCCAAACCACCUCGGCAUCCUCCAAAACCACUCAAAAGGCUCAAUUCCGAGCCCUGGGGCCUUGUAGCUCCUCCCCAACCGGUUCCUCCUGCGGAAGGGAGGCCCGGCUUGGAGCGCCUGGCUGCUGAAUUCAACGGCUUGACCCUGACCGGUAGACCGCGUCUUUCUCGGCGUCACAGCACCGAAGGCCCGGAGGACCCGCCCCCAUGGGCGGAGAAAGUGACGGGUGGGGGUCCUCUCUCGCGGCGAAACACUGCGCCCGAGGCUCAGGAGUCUGGUCUUCCUUCAGGGCUAAGGCAAAAACUGAGCCGCAUGGAACCGGUGGAGCUCGACACCCCUGGACAUUUUUGCCCUGACUCCCCUGAAUCCAGCCGUUUAUCCCUGGAGCGCCGGCGAUACAGCGCCUCUCCUCUGACCCUCCCUCCAGCGGGCUCGGUUUCCUCUCCACGCCAGUCCCAGGAAAGUCUGCCUGGGGCUGUAUCCCCGCUGAGCGGACGGAGGCGGAGUCCAGGGCUGCUGGAGAGAAGAGGCUCCGGGACCUUGCUCCUGGACCACAUCUCGCAAACGCGACCGGGUUUCUUGCCUCCUCUCAACGUCAGUCCCCACCCUCCCAUCCCCGACAUUCGUCCCCAACCCGGAGGUCGGGCACCCUCACUGCCUGCCCCUCCACACUCUGGGGCACCAGGGUCUCCCAGGACCAAGCGCAAGUUAGUGAGACGCCACUCCAUGCAGACUGAGCAGAUUCGCCUGCUAGGGGGUUUCCAGAGUCUAGGCGGGCCUGGGGAACCCGGACGCUGAAAGAGAUGAGCGGCCCAAGGAGGGGGAGGGUCAGGACCCUGAUAGAGGGAGAACCAGCUGAUACCUCGGACACGGGAUCUCUUGCAUGUGCUCCUGGCACUGUGCACGCACACAUGGGUGAGCAUGUGUCCACAAGCACAGUACACUUAGUAGCGAGAAGGAUAAAUACUGUGUUUACUGGGCGUUUAGACCCACGCACCCGUGCCCUGGUCAUUUCACAAGUACAUGGGAUUACUUGGGAACCCAUAGGCACAGCACACCAACAGAGGACCACUUGUGCUAGGGUCCCAGACUCACACUUGUUCAGAAGCAGCAGGGAGCCCCCACUCUUGGCUGGUCUCCUGUAGCUUUGCCCUCCUGAAGAAGCAAUCCCUCGCUUUCCAUGUAUGCCCUGCCACAUGGCCUACCUAUCAUAUCCUCGCAUAGUCUGCUUUCUCUUCAUGACUAUCUCACCGCAUUCUGCUGGCCUCGCUUCUCCAUGCCUGGCUCCUAGCUCCGUCCCCCGCGUCCCCCUUCCCCUCCC